AUGAUAGUGUACGCACCGCAGACUGCCUUUGGCACGGUCGACAACUUGAAAGUCCCUCACUUGCCAAAGCCUGCCGCUACUGUCCUCGGUUAUUUUGAACGCAACUGCAACUUGCUCGACCUGUGGGCUUUGCCACCACGAGGAGCUAAUGCAAUCCUUCGAGGCAUCAGAGAUCCAUGUGACUACGGCGGAAUCUCCCAGCUGGUAUUGGCAGCUCUGGAUAUGGAUAUGGAUAUGGUAUAUAAGUUGAAAUGGAAGUGGAAAUACCUAGGUAGAAAGGGAUGGAAUGAUGUUCGAAGUGCACCAAGACCCAUGCGCUUUUAG
Molecule: messenger RNA, 324 nt
Organism: Sphaerulina musiva SO2202
Lineage: Eukaryota; Fungi; Ascomycota; Dothideomycetes; Mycosphaerellales; Mycosphaerellaceae
Exons: 1
Coding region: 1-324 (107 amino acids)
Source: RefSeq, a predicted model, not a curated record